Messenger RNA from Rhinichthys klamathensis goyatoka, 996 nucleotides. Its product is annotated as leucine-rich repeat-containing protein 30. Gene Ontology annotation, molecular function: protein binding. NCBI's taxonomy places the organism in Eukaryota, Metazoa, Chordata, Actinopteri, Cypriniformes, Leuciscidae. The coding region runs from base 25 to 957 and encodes 310 amino acids. The record is from RefSeq and is a predicted model, not a curated record. The transcript has 2 exons.
AAUUAUCAGACAUCGAUCAGAAAGAUGUUUUUCUUGAGGCAAAACAUCUCAAAGCAACAGCAUGCGAGCAGCGAAGUCGCACCAAGAACCGUCGCACGAAAGUGCAACUCCGACGAUUCAAAGAGGCCGUUGCGUCGGAAGACGAGUUGCGUUGAAAAUCUAUCCUCUGUUGAUCGGAUUCGCAAACAUGCAAUCAGACAUUUGGGCUACAGCACGCUCAGCCUGGCCAUGCGAGGUCUGGAGGAGAUGCCCGAAGAACUGUGGGAACUCCAAGAGCUCCAGAAGCUCAACCUCUCCUUAAACGCGCUGCCGCUUUUACCAUCAGGCCUUGGGAAUCUGGAGAACCUGGUGGUUCUUAAUCUGUGGGGGAAUGAGUUAGUGGAGCUCCCGCCUGAGAUCGGACGGCUCGGGAAUCUACGAGUGCUUUUCGCCCACAGGAACCGGUUACACGACGUCCCGGAGGAGCUCGGAGACUGCUCCAACCUCGAGGUCUUGAGUCUGGCCAAUAACCAGAUCAGCACGCUUCCCAACAGCCUGUCCAACAUGCGCAAACUCGCCAAGCUCAACCUCAGCCACAACCGCAUCCAGCUCAUCCCGGCCUGCGUGUACAGCAUGAAGAGCCUCGUGUUCCUACAUCUGGCCAACAACCAGCUGGAGAACCUCGCAGAUAAGAUCCAGGAGCUGGUGAACCUCAAGAUCCUGAUCGUGGAGCAGAACUCGCUUCACACGCUUCCCAGGACGCUGUGUCGUCUGACGGGCCUGGAGCUCCUCAACGUGGACUUCAACAAUCUGCAAAGCGUUCCUGAUGAGAUGUUCAUGCUGAGGCGCCUGGAGAAGCUCGCUUGCCAUCCUCUGGAUAAAGGCCUGCAUAUCGUCCACAAUCCACUGCUCAAGCCCAUUAAAGAGGUUCUGCAAGGAGGUCUGAAAGCCCUUUAUAGCUACCUCAAACCUGCAUGACGAUAAAUGGUGACAUUGGGGGAUUACUAGGUUAUGUUU